Calliphora vicina (urban bluebottle blowfly) is the source of this 1476-nucleotide messenger RNA. Its product is annotated as gastrula zinc finger protein XlCGF7.1. Gene Ontology annotation, cellular component: nucleus. Gene Ontology annotation, molecular function: DNA-binding transcription factor activity, RNA polymerase II-specific. Gene Ontology annotation, biological process: regulation of transcription by RNA polymerase II. The transcript has 4 exons. NCBI's taxonomy places the organism in Eukaryota, Metazoa, Arthropoda, Insecta, Diptera, Calliphoridae. The record is from RefSeq and is a predicted model, not a curated record. Bases 157 to 1095 code for a protein of 312 amino acids.
CUAAAUUACCAUCACUGCAAAUAGUCAACAAAUUGUUGACAACCAUAUGACUUCCUACCCUGCGUUUUUUACGGCUGCUUCCAUAUUUUCUUAAGGGACGAAAACCGCCGUCGAAAUUAGGAGAAAACUAGGAGCAAAUAUAGGAAAACAGCAGCCAUGGCCUCGAGAGAGGAAUUUGAGGAAACGAUGCCACUCAAUGGUGUGGUGGCCAUGUAUACGUGCAAAAGGUGCAACAAGAUAUUCCCAUGUAAGCGUGACCAACUUUUGCACAAAAAAGAAGUGCAUUCCCAAACAAAAUCCUCCUAUGAGUGUAAAAUAUGUUCAAAGUACUUCUGCAAUAGCGGCAAUUUGGAACGGCAUAUGAAGGUACACAAUGAUGUGCGACCCUUUGUGUGCCGCAUCUGUGGUAAGGCUUUCGCCCAGUCUGUUAAUUUAAAUCGUCACUACUCCGUACACAAUGGCGAGCGCCCCUAUCCGUGUACAUUUUGUACCAAAACAUUUACCCAACAAUCGAACAUGCAACGCCAUCAGCUGACACAUACAGGAGAGAAACCCUUUCGCUGCAAACGUUGUGGCCGUUACUUCUCCCAGCGUGUUAACCUUAAAAAGCAUAUUAUGGGCCAUUUGAAUACCAAACCAUACACGUGCAAAAUAUGUCAAAAGUCGUUUAUACAAUUGGGCAAUUUCAAGAAGCAUCUGCAAUCUCACCUCAAAGAUGGCAUAGAGAUCGAUAUGAAGGCGUUAGUGGCAGAGGCGCAGGCAGUGGCAAAGCAAAGUUUAGAAAUGGCUGAUGAACAACCAGUUGGCUUUGAGUGUGCCGUCUGCCGUUCGAUUUUCAAUAAUUUCACCGAUUUUGAAAUGCAUGAAAGUGAUUGCAACGACAAUGCACAGGCUGCCAUGGAACAAAAAUAUAAUCCAGAUGAACAACUACAUGAAGUUGUUGUCGAAGAGGUUGAAGACCACGACCAUGUUGAAGAACAAAUAAUAUCACAUGAUGGUGGUGUCGGAGGUGGAAACUUUGGCAGUUAUGCACCAUUAAAAUUUAGUGUCUCACAGUUGGAUACACAUGAAAUAAUUAUUGAAACCAGUCGAUAAAAAAAUUACUGAAAUAUGAAAACUGAAAUAUGUCUUUAGUAUUGAAAUAUAGCAACAGUAACAACAACAGUUAUAUAGUUCUGAUUUUGAAUUACCGAUAUUCAAAUAUACAUCCAUAUAUAUACUUAAAUACAUAAAUAAACACUUAUAAAUGCAUAAUAGAUGUGUGGAGUUCAGCAGGUUUGGGAGCCAAGCCAAAGUAAGACGUCAAUUGAAACGAAAAGAAAAAUCAUCAAACUUGUCGUCUAUGUAUUUUUUUCUUCUUCUUGUUUAGUUCAAAUAAUUUUAAAAUUAUAAAAUAAUUAAAAAAAUAAAUAUGAAUAAAAUAAUAGCAAUUAUGUUCAUUACAUAAGUAAUUAAGAUAAAAAAUAAAGUAAAUCA